Molecule: messenger RNA, 1476 nt
Organism: Penicillium macrosclerotiorum
Lineage: Eukaryota; Fungi; Ascomycota; Eurotiomycetes; Eurotiales; Aspergillaceae
Product: aminotransferase-like domain-containing protein
Exons: 3
Coding region: 1-1476 (491 amino acids)
Biological process (GO): biosynthetic process
Molecular function (GO): pyridoxal phosphate binding; L-2-aminoadipate:2-oxoglutarate transaminase activity
Source: RefSeq, a predicted model, not a curated record
AUGACUGCGCCGUCAGGCCAACCAGAUCAGCCGCAACCCAUUGACCUGCUCUGCGGCUGGCCCAACCCCGCGCUCCUCCCCGCCGAGGAUCUGCUCCGCUCCGCCACGACCGUUCUGACCACGCCUUCCAUUGCCCACCCAGGCUUACUCUAUGGCCCUGACGAGGGCUAUGAACCUCUACGUGCCCACAUCGCCCAGUGGCUGGGGGACUUCUACCAGCCUUGCGAGCCCAUCUCGCCCCUGCGCAUUUGCAUCACCGGCGGGGCGAGCCAGAACCUCGCUUGCAUCCUCGCCGUCUUUACGGACCCAGUGUACACGCGGAAUGUUUGGAUGGUCGAACCCACGUACCAUCUGGCCGCCCGCAUGAUGGACGAUGCAGGCUUCGCGGGUCGAAUCCGCGGUGUCCCCGAGGACGACGAGGGGUGUGAUCUGGAAUUUCUGGCGAAGGGCCUGGCUACGGCUGAGGAGAAUGCUCAGGCGACAGGCAACACCCAACCGGUAUCGACUUUCAUCCGAGAUCUCCCAUUCCCCAUUUCCCUCCCUGUUGCUGAACUGCAGAAACACAGACAACGCAGCAAAAGCAUGAAAAGAUGCAGUAUACAUUCGACUAACUCGUUCCUUCUUUUACCCAUUGCCAUGGAAAUAGACAUUGAAACCCCCCGGCCGUGGCGCAAGAUCUACAAACACGUUAUAUACGCGGUUCCCACUUUUGCGAAUCCGUCCACGAAGACGAUGUCCCUGGGCCACCGGGAGCAAUUAGUUCGUCUGGCCCGCCAAUACGAUGCCCUGUUGGUGACCGACGAUGUCUAUGACUUCCUACAGUGGUCUGCGACUCCCGGGGGCCAGCUGCCCGCCCCAAACCACGCAUGCCUCCCCCGCCUGGUGGAUGUGGAUCGCUACCUUGACGGUGGUCCUGUGGAUGAAUGGGGCCACGCAAUAAGCAAUGGGAGCUUCAGUAAACUGAUCGGCCCUGGCUGCCGUACUGGGUGGGCCGAGGCCUCGAAAAAGGUUGCCUACGGAUUGUCGCAAGCAGGCUCAUCCCGGUCCGGCGGUGCACCCUCUCAGCUCUGUUCCACCUUCAUCGAUCAGCUGCUGCUGUCCGGCUCUCUGGCAACCUAUAUUAGCCAGGUACUGCAGCCGGCCUACGCCGAGCGGUAUCACAUCCUCCUGGCCGCCAUCCAGGAGCAUCUGGUGCCCCGCGGCGUGACCGUCGCCAGGGCCUCGCCGACGGUGGCGGGUGGAUACUUCAUCUGGGUGACCCUGCCGGCGCCGCUGCGCGCGGCAGAGAUCGUACAAAGGGCUCAGGGCCAGGCUAACCUGCGCUUAGCGCCCGGAGACCUGUUUCAGGUGCCUGGUGACUCACGAAGCGACCAGUUCUUCGACUGCCUGCGCCUCUGCUUUGCCUGGGAAGAGCCGCGUCACCUGACUGAAGGGGUGCGUAGGCUUGCACGCGUCCUAGACCAGGCACUUGUAUAG